AUGAGACAAUUUGGUACCCUAAUAUUUUUCUUAACUUUGCAGUUCUAUGAGAGCCUAGUUUGUUGUCAAGUAGUUAGAGACAUAAUCAAUUCUGGUAGAAGAAGUGUGUUUAGUUACAAGUUUGUGGAACCUCGGUUGAAGAUUUUAAAGGAUUUAGGAACUUGUUUGGAUCUGGAUCACAAAGAAGAUUUCAAGAAGGCCUAUGGGAAUCUCCUAGGUAUUCUCAACACUGAGGGGAGAGAAAUAAGGAUCAGGUUCCUUUCGUUAGUACCAAGGAACUACCAAAGUCUCACUUGUAAUCGAAGCUUUGCAUCUGGAGAAGAAGGGAAUGAACUUAACCUUAAGCCUAAGGGUGGAACUCAUGGUUUUACUCUGGAGUUUUUGGUUGAGAAGACCAUUGCCUUUGCUGAUGUUGGGAGUUGGAUAGCUUUCAACAUUGAUUUCUAUUUUCUCAUCUAUAGGAUCGUGUUGUUUCCUAAUAUGGAAGGAUUUGUGGACCUUGCAUCUAUUCACAUCUUGUUGUCCAAGAAUUCAAUUCCUACAUUCCUUGUUGACACUUACUACUCUAUCCAUGUAAAGACUCAUAAGAAGAAGGGUAUUAUCAUGUGUUCUGUUCCUUUGGUGUGUAGGUGGUUUAUUUUGCACCUACCCAGCAAGGGUCCUUUCAUCGAGAACAAGGACAAUCUCAAGUGGUUUCAAAGGACCAUGUCUCUCACCACUAAUGAUAUUAUAUGGUACUCUAGAGCUUUUGAUGAUGGAAAGGUUAUCCUAAAUUAUGGAAGUUUCCCCAAUGUACCCUUCAUAGGUACGAAGGGUGGAAUCAACUACAAUUUGAGGAUAACUUUACGUCAGUUGGGUUAUCCGUCGUUAUGCAAGCCAAAUUCCGAGUAUGUGGAGGAGUUUGUUUUGUAUGAAGGGGUUAACAAUCUAGAGUUACUGAAGGAGAUCAUCAGAGCUUGGAGGGAAGUUUGUUCUCAAGGAAGAUCUGAGUCAAGAAAGAAGAAUUGUUUUGCUAAGGAAGCUUAUACACAAUGGGUUAAGGACAUGGUUGAAGAAAUUUGGUUGUCGUUUCCGUUGGAUCCAUUUAUGAACAUCCCACAACAUGUGCUUGCAGUUGUUCCUAUCUCUAAGGUGGGUAAACUCAAGGAGACUAUCAAGAUUUUUGAGAAAGAGAAUUCUUAUCUCCGAUAUAAUCUUGGUAGGCUUACAAGGGAGAAAGAAGACUUGGAUCUUAACCUCAACCAAAAGAGGAUCAUGACAUCCCAAGCGGUGGAGGAAGAGCCAAGAGGAGCAGUUCAAAAGGAGGAAAGUAGGUGA
Messenger RNA from Lathyrus oleraceus (garden pea), 1317 nucleotides. RefSeq lists its product as uncharacterized. The record is from RefSeq and is a predicted model, not a curated record. The transcript is spliced from 3 exons. NCBI's taxonomy places the organism in Eukaryota, Viridiplantae, Streptophyta, Magnoliopsida, Fabales, Fabaceae. The coding region runs from base 1 to 1317 and encodes 438 amino acids.